AUGCGCUCCCCUGGCAAGCCCGCGAGGCUUGGCGAUGAUCUGGAGGCCCUGGUAGCGGUGGAGCGCAGCCCCGCUUUCGACGCGGCCCUGGCGCGCCUCCUGGAGGCCCACCACGCCGACGUGCAGCGGGCGCGGCUCGGGCGGAGCGCGGAGUUGGCAGGCCUCGCCUCGGGGCCGCAGGCGUCGCGGGAGUCACCGCUCGCGGGCGCAGGGCGCGGGGGCGGCGAGCGCCGGGGCGCGGAUCGCAAGGGCCCGGACACGCAGGUGGGGCCGUUGGGCUGCGAGUGGGAGCAGCAGGAGACCUUUAUCGCCGACGCCCACGGCGCAGAUGGGCUCUGCAGCAACGGGCAGGGCAAUGGCCACCUCGCGUGCAGCAGGAGUAGCCUCUCGUCGGCGAGCAUCCAGUCCGGAGCCACGAGCAGCAAGGGGGACAUGGACGGGGUGGGGGGCUUCGACACCAUCGACCGCAUCAUCCGGCCGAGUCAGUACUCCCGCGGGAUUCAGAGGCCAAGCUGGCUGGGCAAGUACAUCAGUGGGACCAAGUUCGAGGUCGGGACUUCGAUCGUCCUGUUCCUGUUCUGUGUGAUCACAGCGCUCGAGAUGCAGGGGGAGGGUACUAGAUUGGGGUACGAGUUGGGCUACCCGCGCUACACGGAUCCAGAAGCUACCUUUUGGCCCGAAGCGGUGGGAGUAUUGCAGGUCUUGUCAAUAUGUUUUGGUGGUGUUUUCAUGUUCGAGGUGUUGCUCCGGUUAGUGGCUGCACCGCGGCAGUUCUUAUUUGACCGGUGGAACUUGUUUGAUGUGGUAAUUCUGGGAGGUUGGCUUCUGGAGUUCACGGGCAAAGAGUUCAAUUCAAAAAUUUUGCGGACAAUUCGUCUUGUGCGCAUGUUGCGGUUUCUCCGUUUGAUAAAGAUUGCAAUGCACCUCGAGGGUUUGUAUUUCAUGUUGAAGGCAUUUCAGGGUUGCUGGGGCGUGCUGGGGUGGGCAUGUGUUCUACUAUUGGCUCUUCAGUCGUUCACUGCCUGCGUCAUCUCUCAAGUACUAUUCACAACGUACUUUUCCGACGAGGGGCGCCCGAUCGAAGAGCGCAUGGAGGUGUUUACGUAUUUCGGGUCGUUUGUGCGUGCGCUCUUGACCACAUUUGAGAUGACAAUGGCUAAUUGGCCAAUUCCCGCUCGCAUUUUAGUCGAGAACGUGAGUGAAUGGUUUAUGUGGCUGUUUCUGAUACACAAGCUUGUGGUUGGUUUUGCCUUCAUAGGAGUUGUAAAUGGCAUCUUUGUCCAAGAGACGCUCCAAAUUGCUAUGACCGAUGACCUGACCAUGGUUCUCAAGAAGCAGAGGCACAUGCGAACCCAGAGGAGGAAGUUGGAGAAGCUCUUCCGGGCGGCCGACAGCGACAGCAACGGGCGGGUCAGCCGACCCGAGUUUGCGAGGAUCCUCAAAAACAGCGGAGUGAGAUUGUGGCUUGCUUCUAUGGACUACGACCCGAAGGACCCCAACUACCUCUUCGACCUGCUGGACAAGGACGGCGGUGGCGACCUCUCCGCGUCGGAGUUCCUGCGGGGGAUGACGCACCUGCGCGGCUUCGCGCGGGCGAUGGACGUGCUUCACCUAGACAAGCAGCAGGAGCACGUGCAGCGGCUGGUCAAAUCCAGCUUUGUCUUGCCCACGCCCAUCCACUGGCAGACAUCGAGAGCUCCAACAACCUGGAGCGGCUGCUGCAGGUCUGACGCGCGCUUCCGCCGCUGA
This is a messenger RNA of Prorocentrum cordatum, 1749 nucleotides long. The record is from the annotation of a GenBank genome assembly. NCBI's taxonomy places the organism in Eukaryota, Dinophyceae, Prorocentrales, Prorocentraceae.